Messenger RNA from Nerophis lumbriciformis (worm pipefish), 1770 nucleotides. The record is from RefSeq and is a predicted model, not a curated record. Lineage: Eukaryota; Metazoa; Chordata; Actinopteri; Syngnathiformes; Syngnathidae.
AUGGUCAGUCAGGCAGCCAUGCGAGGACAGCGAGCGGUGGAGAGCCUUUGCAAGUGCUGGAACCCAACUAUCUGGCUCCUGCUGACUUUGCUUGGAUCCCUUGUGUUAGUGGCUCUCAGUGUGCUGUUUCGACUAGGAGAAAUCAAAGUAAGCAGACGUGCUGCACCCGCAAAUGAUCAGCAAUACCCAGUGAAAAAAUAUUACGAAGUGCGACUGGCAAAUGGGUUAACCAGGUGUGAGGGCCGUGUGGAAGUAUACUACAAUGAUACCUGGGGGACAGUCUGUGACGAUGACUGGGACAUGUUGGAUGCCCAAGUAGUGUGUCACCAGCUGGACUGCGGAAUAGCUGUGGGCAUGGGAAGCAGCUCACCGUAUGGACAAGCCUCUAUACCCAUUAUGCUGGAUAACGUGGACUGCGCGGGGGGUGAAAAGAAUCUUGGUCACUGUGACAGUCUAGGCUGGGGCAUACACAACUGUUACCACUACGAGGAUGUGGCUAUUAAAUGUCGAGAACCACUGUUAGUUGGAGUAAAAGCUUCAGGGGGUGUUACAACAUCACUGCCCAGUAAUGCAGUUUUAGAUGGCGCCAUACGUCUAGUUGAAGGAAAGAACUCCUGCCAGGGCCGUGUGGAGAUCUACUACCAGGGUCACUGGGGAACAGUUUGCGAUGACGAUUGGGAUGAGAGGGAAGCCGAGGUUGUGUGCCGGCAGAUGGGCUGCGGCAAUGCCGUUGCAGCUCACACCCACUCUUAUUUUGGUCACGGAGUUGGCUAUAUUCUCUUGGACAAUGUGAACUGCAUAGGCAAUGAAGAGCAGCUGGCUGACUGUUCAAAUCUUGGUUGGAGUAACCAUAACUGUCGCCAUCAUGAAGAUGCUGGAAUCACCUGCUCUGGGCUAGGGCCCGCUUCCACUGUGCCAUCAGUUUAUCCUUCCACUGGAAGCCAGGGUUCGACCGUGUCUACACUGGAAACAGCAGUAACAAAUGAGGAUGUCACAGCUACAGAAAUUAAAACAAGUAUUCGUACAGUUGCUCAGACAAAAGCUCCGAUGGCUGUCCGUGUGGUGAACGGACAAGGCAGCUGCCAAGGUCGCGUAGAAGUGCAAUACAAUGGUGUUUGGGGCACGGUGUGCGACGAUGGCUGGGAUAUGCCUAACGCACAAGUGGUGUGUAGGCAGCUUGGGUGCGGCAUUGCUCUUGAAGCGAAAUCACAGGCUGCUUUCAGCUUCGGUACGGGUCCCAUCCUGCUGGAUAAUGUGCAAUGUACUGGUGAUGAAACACACCUGUCCAAGUGCUCCCAUUCUGGUGUGGGUCAACACAACUGUGGUCAUCAUGAGGACGCUGGAGUUGUUUGCGCACCCAUGAUACCCUUCAAUGGAUUUGCCCGUGACUUUAGAGUAACAGAAGGGAUCGCUUCCAGGACCACAACCUCUACACCAAUUGCUGAAGGAGCACUAAGGCUGGUUAAUGGUCAGCAUGUAUGCGAAGGGCGAUUGGAGAUCUACCUAAAUUCUCAAUGGGGUACUGUGUGCGACGACGCAUGGGACAUCCCCGAUGCCAAGGUGGUGUGCCGUCAGCUCGGCUGCGGAGACGCCGUCGUGGCGUGGGGGGAAGCCUACUUUGGGCAAGGAACCGGAACAAUUCUACUGGACAAUCUCAAGUGCAACGGUACAGAGCUCUCACUGCAAAAUUGCUCACAUAUACCUUGGAAUGUGCACAACUGCGACCACUCAGAAGAUGUCGGCGUCACCUGCUCACUGUCAUUAUUCUAA